AUGGCCACAAGUCAUGUGCGACCUAUCGUGGAGAAGUUGAAGCGUUGUGGAACUGGGCGGUUCUUGGAGUUGUUGCGGGAGGUCGACGCAUUUGCAGAACGCAUCAUGAACGCACCUGGUUGUCUACAAGGGUCGUUUGUCGACUCUCCUGCACAACCGAGCGGGGUUCAAAUGGAAAAAGACGUUAAGAAGGAGGUGGUUUGUUGUAUGGUUAGGGAGGAGGGUGAUGUGUUUGUCGCGCAGAUGGGUUCUAGUGAAGAAUCUUCUGUAUGUGUUCUGCGCAAUGACAAGCUACUUCCCAACUUCCGCACUCGUGGUCAUCCGUGCAUGUAA
This is a messenger RNA of Dibothriocephalus latus, 333 nucleotides long. The record is from the annotation of a GenBank genome assembly. NCBI's taxonomy places the organism in Eukaryota, Metazoa, Platyhelminthes, Cestoda, Diphyllobothriidea, Diphyllobothriidae.